Molecule: messenger RNA, 543 nt
Organism: Fusarium odoratissimum NRRL 54006
Lineage: Eukaryota; Fungi; Ascomycota; Sordariomycetes; Hypocreales; Nectriaceae
Exons: 2
Coding region: 1-543 (180 amino acids)
Source: RefSeq, a predicted model, not a curated record
AUGUCUGUCGACCAUCAUUCAGAGCAGUCUUCGGAUAUCAUCGUGGGUGAUGUAACUACUGUCACAACCUAUUCUGGAGAUUAUCGAGACCAGUCUGCAACUACAAAUGAGAGCCGAGACGAAGUAGAUGUGACAGAAAUGCUAAGUCUUACUACACAACUCGCCAACUUCUCGAUCACCUCAGCGAAUCUUACAGGACGCAUGUUGGAGCCUCCCAGCGCACAUGAUAGGAUAUGUAGGAAGCGUACUUGUCACAACUCACAUCACGUUCUUCAACACUAUCUCCAUGGUCGACAAUCCUACCCACAGCACUGCGUCCACGCCACGCUGCAGGUGCCGAGGUUAUUCGGCGUUAUUACCACUCAGUCUCAGGGUGUUCAAGGAGAUGUAGCCGAUCCCGAAAAAGGCUUCUGGGCUGUCUUCAUGAUGAUCUCCAUCUCGAGGAUGGAUCUCACCACAACCUGGGGGCUCCUCGACACAUACCGACCUACGAGUAUCGUCUGCCAUAAUGCGGGAGUGAUUUCAGAUCAGAACGCUAAUUGA